Messenger RNA from Ogataea haglerorum, 1104 nucleotides. RefSeq lists its product as uncharacterized. Gene Ontology annotation, molecular function: fatty-acyl-CoA binding. Lineage: Eukaryota; Fungi; Ascomycota; Pichiomycetes; Pichiales; Pichiaceae. Gene Ontology annotation, biological process: fatty acid metabolic process. The record is from RefSeq and is a predicted model, not a curated record. The transcript has a single exon. Bases 1 to 1104 code for a protein of 367 amino acids.
AUGUCUGAUUCCAUCGACAGGGUCUUUGUCAAGGCCAUAGCUACCAUCCGGACGCUGUCCACGCGGUCGCCCAAGAGCUCGCUCCCGCGUCCGCCGCUUGCCAACCGCGUCAAACUCUACGGACUCUACAAACAGGCGACUGAGGGGGACGUCACAGGGCUCAUGGAAAGACCCAUAGGCUCGCGGCCAGAGGACGAGGCAGCAAAGCGCAAGUGGGACGCGUGGAAACUCGAGGAAGGACUCUCCAAAACAGACGCUAAAAAACAGUACAUUUCAUAUCUGAUAGACACCAUGAGAAGCCAUGCCAACGAGUCUGCGGAGGCCCGUGAGCUGCUGAGCGAGCUGGAGUACCUGUGGGACCAGGUUAAGGACCAGCAAGUGUCGCCGACGCUGGGUGAGUUCCACCCCGAGGCUCCGCUGUCCACGCGUGCGCAGAGCCCUGCUCUGUCGCUGUACCGACUUACGUCGUCGGGCUCGCAUGCAAAUCUUGUGCGGCCUGUUUCGCGACUCUCGAUGGCCAGCGCCGCUGCCGCGGAAAAGCAGGCUGCGCAGGGCGCCGGUCACCGGGCUGUCAGCAGCAACGCGACGAUAUCGCAAAUGGCAGGGUAUGGGGCCACUACGAGCGGACUGAACAGCCAGGGCGUCGACACAACAAAGAAUCUCGACUUUGUGAGGUGGCAGAACGACAUCAACGCAACGCUGACCCGUCUGAGCUACGAGAUUUCUAGUCUGAAGACGAUCGGACUGAAUGCCCAUCUGCGCGACUCUCCGCCCGCUAGAAACGUGCCGAGAAAAGACAGGAGAAGGAGAACGCUUCAUGCCCGCAUCCGAGCCCUCGUUGUCACCCUGCUGAGCAAAUUGUUCAACGUUUUCAAGACAGUGCUGAAACAUGCCGCACUAGACUCGGUGGUGGCUCUGGUUUUUCUGGGGCUCUUACAUAAGAUAAGCACGGUGCAAGGGUGGGACGCCGAUUUGGGCCAGGCCCUGGGGUCUCAUGCUGAUUCGGUCUUGCACGGUGUGCGAGAGCUCUGCCACAGGGUUUUCAGCAGCAAGUGGACCUUUUGGGGCCGCGGACAGCAGCAGAACGCGUUAAUCAGUAUUUAA